Molecule: messenger RNA, 1608 nt
Organism: Apodemus sylvaticus (European woodmouse)
Lineage: Eukaryota; Metazoa; Chordata; Mammalia; Rodentia; Muridae
Gene: Ppil6
Product: peptidylprolyl isomerase like 6
Exons: 8
Coding region: 93-1034 (313 amino acids)
Biological process (GO): protein peptidyl-prolyl isomerization
Molecular function (GO): peptidyl-prolyl cis-trans isomerase activity
Source: RefSeq, a predicted model, not a curated record
GGUCCCGCCCCUUGCGGGCGUUCGGGGAGGAGCCUCGCGGUUGCCGUGACGACUCGCAUUAUUUGUGUUCCGGGCUUUGGGCUAGCGCAGCCAUGGCCAACCAGCAGCCGUGCCGGCCCAAGUCGAAGCCCCCAGCAUGCCGCACGCAGUUGCCGCCCGAGCCGCCGCUGAAGCUGAAGGUGGUGGGGCUCUUCAAAAGCUCCAGCUUUCAGGUGUCGAAGACCAUCGCUGAGACUUUGAAAGCCAAUUACCCGUCCAGAUUUGAAGAUCCUGUGAUAGUUCCUCUUCAAGAAUUUGCUUGGGAUCGGUAUCUGGAGGAGAAAAAGAGGGAACUGAAGGGUGAGACCUGGGUCUAUUCCUCCUAUGUGAUGUGUUUUAUUAAUGACCAACUCCUGGGUAAUGCAUUUGACCUGAAGAAGUGGGCCCAGAAGGUGUGGGAUGUGGUUGACAUCCGGCCCGCCGCACUGUAUGAGGCGCUUACACUGGACUAUGCCACCAAGUUCUUAAAAGACACCAAGCAUGAUUUUGUGUUCUUGGACAUUAGUAUUGAUCUUUCUCCAAUUGGAAGACUGAUUUUUGAACUGUAUUGUGAUGUGUGUCCCAGAACAUGUACAAAUUUUCAGGUCUUAUGCACAGGAACAUCAGGGUUUUCUGAGAGAGGCACAAAGCUUCAUUACAAAGAUUCGAUUUUUCAUCGCGUAGUCCAGAAUGGUUGGAUUCAAGGAGGAGAUAUAGUACAGGGACGCGGAGACGAUGGAGAGUCUAUUUACGGACUGACAUUUGAAGAUGAAAACUUUUCGAUUCCUCAUAAUAAAAGGGGAAUUCUUGGAAUGGUCAAUAAAGGUCAUCAUACCAAUGCGUCACAAUUCUACAUUACACUACAAGCAACUCCCUAUCUGGAUAAAAAAUACGUGGCUUUUGGGCAACUAAUCGAAGGAACCGACGUUCUUAAACAGCUAGAAUUAGUCCCAACGGAGAACGAAAGACCAUUGCUUCUUUGCAGUAUUUCAGACAGUGGAAUUCUUUAUACAUGAUCUUCAUACCAAUCGCAUGUUCUGUGGUGCUUUAUUGCAGCGCAUUUGAUCAACUGUUUCCAUAUUUAAUUAAAUGGUGCUUGAUCGCAUUUGAUUUGCAGGUAGUGGCAGACACAUUAGGUUGGCUCACCUAAUGACCAUUCUCCCUCUUGUCUCCCCCCUCCACCAUAGAGACUAUAAAAUCAACUCAGUUCCCCAGACUCCUUUACAACUGGCAAGGCCAUAUGCAAGCACUGUGGCCAGUGGGUCAGAGGAUGCCAGUGGUCUGGCUCCCAGUCCUUCAUCAUGUCUUGAAUGCAGAUAGGCUGGAAGCCAUGGACACUGCUGGGCUGUCAGCCUCAGCCUCACCACCGCCUGUUUCUGGACUUUACUACACAAGGCAAAGACCUCUUGGUUCUAUUCCUGGUGCUUUGUUUGUUACUUGUGGCUGUGAACAUUAUUAACCUAGCAAUGUACCUAGUGAUUUCGAGUCGAAAGUGCGUGUAAAUGAAUUAUCCUGUUUGUAACUAAUUCCUAUUAUGAUAAACUUGGUAAAUCACGGACACACAGCAAAAACAGUUGAGAAUGAAGUUAC